AUGUUUGGUUGCUUCGGCCAGUCCUAUGACCCAUGCAAACUGGCUAUUCUGACCACUGGUCUCUCUCUCGUGACUUAUUUUGUGAUCAAGCUCAUGAAGAUGAGGCUCAAGCUUUUAGAAGACCAAUCAAAGCCAGAACGAGAGCCUGGCUUCGAGGACCUUACAUGGAAACUUUCAUCCCUGGAGGUUUUGGUCCGGUGUUUCACGGACAGGAAGAUUUAUGAUAUCUACACUGUGUCGGAUGUGCCUUGUCUCUGA
Penicillium chermesinum is the source of this 258-nucleotide messenger RNA. RefSeq lists its product as uncharacterized. The record is from RefSeq and is a predicted model, not a curated record. The coding region runs from base 1 to 258 and encodes 85 amino acids. Lineage: Eukaryota; Fungi; Ascomycota; Eurotiomycetes; Eurotiales; Aspergillaceae. The transcript is spliced from 2 exons.